Micropterus salmoides (largemouth bass) is the source of this 1456-nucleotide messenger RNA. Its product is annotated as carboxypeptidase A2-like. Gene Ontology annotation, molecular function: zinc ion binding; metallocarboxypeptidase activity. The coding region runs from base 63 to 1322 and encodes 419 amino acids. The transcript is spliced from 11 exons. NCBI's taxonomy places the organism in Eukaryota, Metazoa, Chordata, Actinopteri, Centrarchiformes, Centrarchidae. The record is from RefSeq and is a predicted model, not a curated record. Gene Ontology annotation, biological process: proteolysis.
ACCUGAUUAUAGACUACAAAAACUGAUGUCUGACACACUCCCAAGCAUUACGGACAUACGAGAUGAGAGGCUUCUGGCUGCUGUUAGUGCUUGUGGCUGCGGCCACAGCUGAGAGGGUCUUCACUGGAGAUCAAGUCAUCAGAGUCAAUGUGGAGUCUGAGGAACAGAUCCAACUCCUGCAGGCUCUUGAAACUCAGCAGGAGUGGGAGCUGGACUUCUGGCUCCACCCUGUCUCCACUGAGCUCCCCGUCGACAUCCGAGUGCCCCGCGGCAGUUUGAGCUCUGUGAUGGAGUACCUUAGUGCCAACAACAUCCUCUAUUCUGUCGUUAUAAACAACCUUCAGGAGCUUCUCGAUGAGGAGAAAGCUGAGAUGGUGGUGAACCAGAUGAAGGAGCGCAGCACCAGGAGCUUCAACUUUGGAGCUUAUCAUCCUCUGGAGACACUCUACAGCUGGAUGGACACUCUGGUGGCUGAGCACCCUAACCUAGUCACCAAGCAGGAAAUUGGUAGAUCGUACGAGAACAGGCCGAUGUAUGUGCUCAAGUUCAGCACCGGGGGAAACAAGCGUCCUGCUAUCUGGAUCGACACAGGUAUCCACUCCAGAGAAUGGGUGUCUCAGGCUACCGGAGUGUGGACAGCCAAAAAGAUUGCCACUGAUUAUGGUAACGACGAGUCUCUGACCUCCCUUCUGAACACCAUGGAUAUUUACAUGCUGAUCGUGGCCAACCCUGACGGCUAUGCUUACACCCACACCAGUGACCGUAUGUGGCGUAAGACCCGUUCCAAGAUCUCUGGGUCCGUGUGUCGUGGAGUCGAUCCCAACAGGAACUGGGAUGCAGGCUUUGGUGGCCCCGGUGCCAGUACAAACCCCUGCUCUGACUCCUACCACGGCCCCUCAGCUCACUCUGAGAUCGAGGUGAAGAACGUGGUUGACCUGAUCAAGAGCCACGGCAACUUUAAGUCCUUCAUCUCUGUCCACGCCUACUCCCAGCUGCUCAUGUACCCCUACGGCUACACCUGCAAGAGCGUGUACAAUCAGGCCGAGCUGGACUCUGUUGGCAGAGCAGCAGCGCAGAAACUCACUUCCCUCUAUGGCACCAAAUACAAGGUUGGAAGUAUCUGCAACAUCAUCUAUCAAGCCAGCGGCGGCAGCAUUGACUGGUCUUACAACCUGGGCAUCAGGUACUCCUUUGCCUUCGAGCUGAGGGACACAGGUCGCUACGGUUUCAUCCUGCCAGCCAGUCAGAUCAUCCCCACUGCCUCUGAGACCUGGCUGGGUCUGAAACACAUCAUGGAGUAUGUCCGUGACCAUCCUUAUUGAUGGCUAUAACCAGUGGAAGGAGGAUAAACAGUCUAUUGACGGUUUUUAUUUUGCAGAAUGACUCUCUCAUCAUUCUAUAUUGAUGUAUCACAUCUGACUUUAAUAUUAACCAAUAAAGACAAGAAUAACCUUUU